AAUUACAGGAAUGUGCAUAACACACUUGUUUUAACAUCGGUGCCUUAUUACAAAAUGGCUGGACACUUCUUCUGAACUAUGACAUACAAUUAAAAGUAAAAUCAAAGUUGAAUUUCCAAGACGAUUUUUUUUGUCAACUUUCAACAUGCAUUCUGAACCAUGCGUCGGGAGAUGUCUGUUUGCGAUCAUGGCGAUUCUGAUGGUAUCUAAAACUAUUUCAUCCGAAGUCGACUUCCGAAUUAUGACAUAUAGGAGAGUCGCCACCAUCCCUCCAGAGAUCGAGGUCUUUUACCUUAUGACGUCACGAAGAAGGAGCCGAAUCCAGUGUUUCUCACACUGUUUAGUCAAGCAAUCUCAGUGCAUUGGAAUAAUCUACUACAAGACGCAGUUGCUUUGUCGUCUGCUCACUGCUGACGUCACAGAAGAUAUUGUGUUAGAAGAAGAACUCGAACCAGGCAUGGUGGCUCUAAAGAAGAUCUAUGUCUGUGAGUACGGAUUCCAAUUUUACAAUGGACAUUGUUACGGCCUUGGGGAAUUUAAAAUGACCUGGACAGACUCUAAGAUUGAAUGCCAGGAAAUGGGUGCCUACUUGACGGAAGUUGAGACAAAAGAUGAGAAUACGUGGUUAACAACAACAUUUCUCCCACCAGCGGCCGAUACAGCGGAAUGCCCAGAUGUCUGGGCAUGCUCUUCUUGGAUUGGUGCUGAGCGUUUGAAUGCAAGUGAGUUCUUUUGGAAUCGCUAUGGCAACAUUGUGACCUAUGCACCUUGGUAUCCAGGGGAACCAGACACUCGGGAAUGCGUUCACCUCCUGCGCUCUGCAUUAUGGGAUGAUGAUUUUUGUGAUAUACCUAGACAUUAUAUUUGUGAAAAAGACAUAGAUGAAUUGUGAAGUUUUGCUUGUUAAAUUUAAAAAGAUUAAAACUUAAUCUACGAGCGAAUAUCUCGAAAAAUGCAAUGCCAUAAUCAAUUAUAAUUAUAAGUAUCGAGACUAAGACGAGGUUUCGAAAGUUCACGAAAUGUUUUUGAUACAACUUUUCCAAAAAACACUUUAAUAUAAUAAUAUUUUUACCACUUAAAUACAAUCUUAGUUUUGGAUAGAGAGGAAAAUGGAACAGUCAUGUAGUAAAGAUAUCCAGAAUCAUAAUGCAUGUUUUUACAUGUUUAUUAGUCUAAUAUUAUACUUGAUCACAUGCUGUAUUAGUACACAUAUAAAUAUUUAAA
Molecule: messenger RNA, 1224 nt
Organism: Magallana angulata
Lineage: Eukaryota; Metazoa; Mollusca; Bivalvia; Ostreida; Ostreidae
Product: lithostathine-1-like
Exons: 4
Coding region: 146-892 (248 amino acids)
Molecular function (GO): signaling receptor activity
Source: RefSeq, a predicted model, not a curated record